Molecule: messenger RNA, 1359 nt
Organism: Aspergillus bombycis
Lineage: Eukaryota; Fungi; Ascomycota; Eurotiomycetes; Eurotiales; Aspergillaceae
Product: WD40 repeat domain-containing protein
Exons: 1
Coding region: 1-1359 (452 amino acids)
Biological process (GO): mRNA splicing, via spliceosome
Cellular component (GO): precatalytic spliceosome; Prp19 complex; catalytic step 2 spliceosome
Molecular function (GO): protein binding
Source: RefSeq, a predicted model, not a curated record
AUGGACGUUAUCCCGUCGACUACGCCCGAAGAGGCCGUGCGCAGAUCCGCAAAGAGGACUGCUGAACUUUUCGGCGCGGAUUAUCUUAUGGUCACACCCUCGACUGGAGAUGGAUCGAUUGGUGUUUCUUACAGACGGAAAGUGGAAUAUGAACAUGUGAAGGAACUCCCGCCAGCUCUAGCAGAGAAGCAAGCCAAAGCAGCGGCCGGGCGCACAAAACGUCCCAAAAUCCAAGCCCAGGCGAAGGCGCCUGUAGAUGGCAGCGGCGCCUCAAUGGCCCUAGUGAAGAAAGCUCAAGGUCCGGCUGCUGGUGGCCUUGGCAAUGAGGACCAACCCAAGAGCCUGAUCCAGCGACCCUCCGCGACGCGACAACAGAGACCCGACUGGCACGCGCCAUGGAAGCUGAUGAGAGUGAUCUCUGGACAUUUGGGAUGGGUGCGAAGUCUGGCGGUGGAGCCGAACAACGAGUGGUUUGCCAGUGGUGCUGGUGACCGGACGAUAAAAAUUUGGAAUCUGGCGACUGGUGCUCUCCGCCUGACUCUUACCGGUCACAUUUCUACCGUUCGCGGGCUGGCUGUGUCACCCCGGCAUCCUUAUCUUUUCUCGUGCGGAGAGGACAAAAUGGUGAAAUGUUGGGAUCUGGAGACUAACAAGGUUAUUCGUCAUUACCACGGUCACCUAAGUGGUGUAUAUACGCUUGCUCUACACCCUCGCCUUGACCUGCUGGUCACUGGUGGUCGAGACGGCGUUGCCCGAGUGUGGGAUAUGCGAACGAGGAGUAACGUUCACGUUUUGUCUGGCCAUAAAGGAACUGUUGCCGAUGUCAAGUGCCAGGAAGCUGAUCCACAAAUAAUUACUGGUUCCCUGGACGCCACCGUUCGUCUCUGGGAUCUUGCAGCCGGGAAGUCAAUGGGCGUUCUAACCCACCACAAGAAGGGCGUCCGAAACCUCGCUAUCCAUCCCCGGGAAUUCACAUUCGCUAGUGCCAGCACAGGAAGCAUUAAACAAUGGAAGUGUCCAGAGGGUGACUUCAUGCAAAACUUCGAGGGUCAUAAUGCUGUCAUUAACUCUCUCGCCGUGAACGAAGACAAUGUUCUCUUCUCCGGUGGCGACAACGGCUCCAUGUCUUUCUGGGACUGGAAGACCGGAUACCGUUUCCAGUCGAUCGAUACCAUGGCCCAACCCGGUUCGCUUGAUGCCGAGGCAGGCAUCAUGGCUGCCACGUUCGACCGGACUAGUCUACGUCUGAUCACUGGUGAGGCAGACAAGACCAUCAAGAUCUGGAAGCCAGAUGAUGAGGCUACACCUGAGUCGCACCCGGUGACUUGGGCACCCACUCUUGGCAGACAGAGAUAUUAG